Echinococcus granulosus is the source of this 1566-nucleotide messenger RNA. Its product is annotated as Synembryn-A. Bases 1 to 1566 code for a protein of 521 amino acids. The transcript is spliced from 11 exons. The record is from RefSeq and is a predicted model, not a curated record. NCBI's taxonomy places the organism in Eukaryota, Metazoa, Platyhelminthes, Cestoda, Cyclophyllidea, Taeniidae. Gene Ontology annotation, cellular component: cytoplasm. Gene Ontology annotation, biological process: G protein-coupled receptor signaling pathway. Gene Ontology annotation, molecular function: guanyl-nucleotide exchange factor activity; G-protein alpha-subunit binding.
AUGGAUACGGACCUCUUUGUUGAUUUCCGAAAACAGAACGAAAACAACUUUGCUAUCUCAGAUGUGCCUGUAGGUCUGAAAGCGAAAAUCUUUUCCGAAUGCAAAGCAUUUUUGGAAAACCCGGCCAAUCAAAGCAAUGCUGACGCAAUUGUCUGUUUACUCAUUUUGAGUCGUGAUCCUGACUACCAAAAGCGCCUAUCCGAAUGUGACAUGCUCCAUCUUCUAUUUCGAGAAGCUGCCAUCCUACCAGAUUCGCCGAAGCCACCCGACGAGUGCAUUGUAGGUGCUCUGAAGUGCCUCUCAAAUGUCAUUUUCAAAAACCCAGACGUUAUUCAGGACUUGAGACUGAAGCACUGCUUGGAUGCGUUGCUCGAUCGUUGUGAGGCUCAAAUUAAGGGCUCCCCUAACUUCCAAAUCGCAUUAUUUGAUCUGAAGGUGCUCUUUCUCUGCUCUGCUUUGGAGUCUGCCGCACGUCUUGAAAUUCUCACUUCGCGUUUUGAAUCCGAUAUUUUUGUAAACAUUCUUCGAUGGGCGCUAGCCUCAGACUUCUCCGUCCACCCUCAAAAGUUUGACAUUGCCAUAGAAACGCUAAAGCUGCUUUUCAAUUUAAGCUACGCCAAGAAAGAACGAGAUUACGAUCAGAAACUUUACGAAUCCACCUAUCGUGACCUUACUACCGUCAUUCGUGAACUGCUUGUGAAAUUCGUGGAGCCUCGUGAACGCAGGAUGGAGCUCGUUAGUCAUUCGGUCAACUUCCUCACCUCGGUUCCAUCUGCAUGCUACGUAGAAUUGCUCUUUCCACCGUCGAAUGUUGAUGCUUCUUUGCAGUCGGACGAUUUUCACGCCGAUCCUCAGGUUACUCGAGCUCUCUCCGUUCUUGUCGAGUUUCUGACCUAUCAGUUGGAACAGGAUGAUAAAUCACCAUCUCGUUCGGGCCAACUGCUCUCUCCCAUUCUGACCGUGAUGGCUACCGCCUCGAAGGUUAACAGAACAAUCAGGAAGUACCUCCGCAUGAGGCUUCUGCCACAUCUAGGCGCAGAUGUCAAACGUCUGCCAGAAACAGGCAAUACUCUUCGUAAUCGACUGUGCAGUAGAUUAACCGCCAAAGCAAACCUGGAUGAUAGGACUGUGGAAGCUGUGGCAUUGCUUAUUUUUAUUCUCUGUAAGGAAAAGGUCGACCGCGCAGUGAAGUAUUCGGGUUUUGGGAACUUUGUGGGCUUCCUCUCACGCCACGGUCUCAUGGCACCGUCUGGUGGUCGUGGCGGUGGCGAGGCCUAUUCUUCAGCUUCCUCGGACUCCGAGACGGAGGAUUAUCGAGAGUUAAAAGACCAAAUUAACCCUGUGACGGGUCGCGUUGAACCGCCACGUUGUAAUCCAAUGGAGGGUCUCAGUGAUGAGCAGAAGGAAUUUGAGGCUAUGCAAUUGGUCAACAAGAUUGAUCAACUUCAGAGAAGUGGUCUAAUCCAGCCUGGAGUUGUGGGCGAGGAUGGACGAGUACGACCUGCGGAGCAUGUCUUGGAGUUGGUACAGAACAUUUCCGAUGAGGAGGAUGAGGAGUCUGACUAG